AUGGAUUUGGAUGCUGAGAUGGGGCACUCCUUCGCCCGCCAGAUCUCGCCGAACUGCCGGCUGGUGGACUGCAAGGUUCCAUCUCCUACCUGCGCAGACCCUCCAGAUGACACAAGGCUUGACUUCAAAGAGUUCAAGCGACAAGCAAUGCUCCUCGCCACGGAGUUCUUCUGCUCUGGCGAUGUGGAAGGCAUGCUGGCAUCUGUCAGGGGCAUGAGCUGCUCAGCCUUUCACGAUGAACUGGCGGCGAUGCUGCUGCGCGCUUCUCUGGAUCAGCGAGAGAAGGAUCGCUGCACCGUCGUCCCCUUGCUGGCAGCCUUACAUGAUGCUGGCCUGCUCUCCACAGCUCAACUGUCCCGAGGAUUCGAGAAGUUGGUCCUCGCUUGGGAGGAUCUGCAACUCGAUGUUCCCGGAGCGCCCGGGCUGCUGGUGUCGCUGCUCUCAUCGCGUGUUGGCCUUUUUGACCGGAGCCUGUUUGCUCGACUCCCAGAGGAGUUGCUGGUGAAGGUUUGCGCAGAGAUGCCGCCCAGCGUCGUGCAGCGGACCAUCCGCAGCCAUCUGGAGGAGCUCACGGCCUUCAAGACCGAGAUGUUGAGUAAGGUUGAGCAUGACCUGCUGCGGACGGGCUCCCUGGACGGCCUGGCCAGCUGGCUACGCGAAGAAUGUAAGCCUGCAUUCCACCACGAAGUGGUCGUGGCCGCAUGCCUCAGCUCCUUCAACGGCCAGCCGAUGGCCGACGCCUUCUGGAUGUCCAUUUUCGACAGCCAAGGCCUCCGGGCCGAGAAGAGUCGACUGGUCCUGGAGGCCUUGGUCCAGCUUUCGCAGGAGCAGCUGCUGAGCGAGACAGACAUCCAGAUCGGUUUCUCUCGUGUGUUGGGCAUCGUCAGCAACGGCCUCGAGUCAAAUUUCAAGAACGAGGACAUGACGCAUUUGGUGGCUCUUCUGCGGGCAGCCGUCGAGAAAGAGCUGCUUGCGGCGCAGUUUCUCAAGAUCGCCCGGCGCUUGCGCUUCGGAGGAUCGAUUGGAGUUGAGGCACUGCGCACUGCCCAGCGGCAGACACCGCUGCAUUCGCGUCGCGUGUGGGGCUCUGGAGACUUGCGACAGAUGCGGGCUGAGAUGCACGACACGAUCGAAGAGUACUUCGACUCCCGCAGUACGGAGGAGCUGGCACAAGUUCUGGAAGAGCUGCACCUGUCUGGCAAAGAGCAGGUGACGUUCCUUCGCAAGCUCUUGGUGGCAGGCAUGGAGCGAAAGGAAACGGAAGCUGCGCUCUUCGCCGUUCAGGAGCUGCUGGGCUUCUGCUGGUGUGAGCAGGAAGUCGAAGGGGCCUUCCAUGAGAUCCGCGACAUUGAGGGGGACUUGGUCCUUGACUUCCCGGACUGUCGAGAGUGCACCGGGAAGCUGGUGAAAGAUGCUGUGGACCGGGGGCUGCUGAAGGCCUGUGGUUGCUAG
Symbiodinium natans is the source of this 1452-nucleotide messenger RNA. The record is from the annotation of a GenBank genome assembly. NCBI's taxonomy places the organism in Eukaryota, Dinophyceae, Suessiales, Symbiodiniaceae.